CAUAUAUUUCUCAUCUAUAUUGUAAUUACCAUUUACAAGCACUAUAAAAACAAGACUUUCCAAAGGCAAAUACAUCAGUUUCAAAGAGUUUUCGCUAUGGUGCGACAAUUGAUUCUUGUCCUUUCGCUGAUCCUGUUCUGGGGCAGCUCACAUGCUGUUCUCAGUGAGUUGGCCCGACAAGGGGAAUCUGCCAUCCAGGGUUUGGCCGACAUCAAGAUGGCGCCCCUUCGAUAUUUAGAUGUUCUUUUUGGAGCUAAUCCGGGUGGACUUCGAGGACUACACGGUGGUAUUUAUGACCCUGGAAAUACUUUGCCACAAACUGCCGCAGUUUUACAAGCAUUAAAAGCUGCUAAUAUUUUGGCUGGAAUUGAUACAUUGAGGCCUGGAUACAGUAAAAUAUCAGCUGGAGUCGGCCAGGGGAGCGAUUUAAUCACAAUAAUUAAGAACACACGCCCUUACGAUCCAUACCUGACUCCAACAGGUAUUCCAGGGCAUUUUAAUCCGAUGGGUUGGCUACCUGGUGGUCCCGGUCCAAACCGUCCGGGUGGAACAGUUCCGAAUCAACCGGGUAGACCAUCCCCGGGAGGUUUCCCAAACAUACCUGGUAGACCAAUCUCUGUUGGAUCAUUUGAACGAUUCCCUGGAAGGCCAAUCUUUGGUGUAUCAUUCCCUGGUGGAUCAUUCCCUGGUGGAUCAUUCCCUGGUGGAUCACUCCCUGGUGGAUCAUUCCCCAGACCAUUUCCCAGCCAAUCAGUUGGAAUCAAGGGCGGUGUAGGCGCAUCGGUAGGUGGAGGCGGCGGAAUCUUCGGAAACGGUGGACUAUUCGGUACUGGAAUAUUUGGCCAAAAUGGACUGUUUGGAACAGGACUCCUUAGCGGACCUUCGCUCGACCCCUUUGGAAUUUUCACGCCAUUUGGUAACUUCUUCGGAGGACUAGGAAACUUAUUCGGAUUCUCAUCCUCAAGCAGCGCAAGCGCAGCAGCGGGGGCGUCUGCUCAGGGACACCCGAACCUUUUUAACAAGUUUGGUCUUCUCGGUCGCGGCUUGCAAGGUUCCAUCAGCGUGGAUCUCGACGGCACAUUGCCUUCGCCAAAAGGCAUUUUAGGAGGGUUGUUAUCCCCUCUUCUGGGGGUAUUGGGAUAGUACCGAGGAACCGACUUAUGCAACGGAAAAACGGACCUGACGGUAAAACGCUUAGGCUUAACUUUUAGCAUUAAGAAACGACAAGUGUCGGGGUAGAAUUAACAUUUGUCUUGGCCAAGCUUUGUAAAUGCAGUACCCUUUAAUAAAACUAAGCAGCAUUCCAAUAA
Molecule: messenger RNA, 1310 nt
Organism: Drosophila elegans
Lineage: Eukaryota; Metazoa; Arthropoda; Insecta; Diptera; Drosophilidae
Gene: Ebp
Product: ejaculatory bulb-specific protein 1
Exons: 2
Coding region: 97-1143 (348 amino acids)
Source: RefSeq, a predicted model, not a curated record